AUGCGAUGGGCCUCGUCUCCAGAUACGGUCCUGAAGCCGGUCGAGACGAGCAAACGGAGGAAGAUCGUAGCAGGAAUUCCGGGUUCGACGAAAUCAAAGGCGAAGAGGAAGCUGAUUGUUGAUGGUAGCUGUGAGGGUGAAUCGCCGCCGCAGAAGAAACAGAGGAAGAAGAGUCCUCCGCCGCCGCCAAAGAAACAGAGGAUCAGGCUGGAAGCGGCGGACUGCUCCAAGAGGAAAUCUCACUUCGUGCUUUCGACAUUGAUCGAUGGCAAUGCGGUGGAUCUCGGCGCGCAAGUGAGCUGCCGCAACAACAAGAACGAAGUGAAGACAGGGAUUGUAAAGCGGGAAGGUAUAUGUUGCCAAUGCUGCAACAAGUCCUUCAGCCUGUCAGGUUUCGAGAUUCACGCCGGCAGCAAGAGGCACAUGCCGGCGGCCAGCAUUUUCCUGGAGAACGGCAAGUCGUUGUCGGAGUGCUGCGCCCAAAUCAUGAAGGACAAGAGGACGAGGCGGAGGAAGAAGGAAACGGCGGUGGUGGAGGAGGAGGAGGAUGCCAACGACUUGAUCUGCUCAGUCUGCCGCGAAGUCGGCGAUUUGCUGUGCUGCGAUCGCUGCCCAUCGUCGUUCCACUACAGCUGCGUCGGUUUGGAGGAGCUGCCUGAGGGAGACUGGUACUGCCCGUUUUGCUGCUGCGACAUCUGCGGCCGAAUCGAAGACGAUAAUGGUGAAACAGAAAGUACUGCCCCUCUCUUGAGCUGCCACCACUGCCAGCUCAAGUUCCAUGAUCCUUGCCUGAAAAAGAAACGGUCGGCGAAGUUCAGAAGGAAAUCUGUUAAGGGGGAAUGGUUUUGCAGUACCGAGUGUGGUACCGUGGUUUCCAAGCUUCAACAGCUCGUAGGAAAACCUGUUCCUCUCGGCAAAGGAAGCGAUCUCACCUGGACGCUACUGAGAUGGACUGAAGACGACUCGGGCAGUUCAGAAAAGCUGAACGCUGCCAUAGACAUCCUGCACGAUUGCUUCGAACCGUUCAAGGACGAUUUCUCCGGAACAGACAUAGUUGAGGACCUGAUUUACAGUAAAGGAUCGGACCUCAGGAGGCUCAAUUUCGUGGGAUUCUACACGAUUGUGCUGCAGAAGGGAGAUGAAGUAGCGUGCGCAGGUAACGUCAGGAUCCUGAGAGGGAAGAUGGCCGAAUUGCCACUCGUCGGUACCAGAUCGCAGUACAGGGGCAAAGGGAUGUGUCGAUUGCUGAUGAACGAGCUGGAGAAGCAGCUCAAGAGGUUUGGAGUGGAGAAGCUGGUGUUACCAGCGGCUCAUAGUGUGCUCGACAUGUGGAGGGAUACUUUCGGGUUCUCAGAGCUUACCGCGGAAGACAGGAGUAGCGGCGGCUGCAGAUUUCUUGAGUUUGAAGGUACUGUGACUUGCCAGAAGCUUCUUCAAUAA
Molecule: messenger RNA, 1440 nt
Organism: Linum tenue
Lineage: Eukaryota; Viridiplantae; Streptophyta; Magnoliopsida; Malpighiales; Linaceae
Source: the annotation of a GenBank genome assembly